CAGUAAACAGGUGAGUAUAUUAAUACCUAACCAGAGAAGUGAUAAAACUAAAACUAUAAAUUUUGUAACUUCCGAUAGAUAUCAAGAUCCUAUUUCAAUCCCGCAAGGAUUAAAGGAAGAAACUAUCAGAGAGAUAGCGCAUCGAUUUUUACAGAACGAGCUUAGUAUUAGGGAUAUAAGAGCUGAAGCUUAUGCCUUAGCCUUAUCGGCAUUAAAUGCUAAUGCUGGUUCUUCUCGGUUAUCACGACUCAGAAGAGAAUUAAGAAAUCUUGGUGCUUUAUCCCAGAUAAUCGAAGCUACAAAAUUCCCCAAUAUUACAAAAGAUGCUAAUGAAAUUCAGAAGAAUCGACGAAUAUUUGUUGAGGAGUUUGAGAGAAUUGAUUAUCCAGACCGCUUUACGUUAGAAUUGGUCAAAGAAAGAUUGGAUAGUUAUGAUACAUCUAUUUUACCUGACUUACAAGCUCUCGCAAAUGUUAUGAGAAUGCUUUGUAUCCGCCCUGCUGAACUUAUAUCUUUACGCAUUACAGAUGCUGGAGAAUUGCUUACCUGGAUUCAGAAUGCUAUUUCUUCUGGUCGAAUGGGCAACCCAGGGGCUGUAUAUGCUGUGGUGGUACAUGGGGCAAAGAAUUUAGCUCAUGCUAUGACAAUCGCCGGAGAAGCCUUAUGUCACAAUCCUGACAAUAACACCUCACCAGCACAAAAUUACGUUAUUGUCAAUUAUCGGAGAAAGAAUCAACUACCUGAAGAAGCGAGACCAUUCCGACUCUAUGAUAAUGUUAACUAA
This is a messenger RNA of Dentiscutata erythropus, 784 nucleotides long. The record is from the annotation of a GenBank genome assembly. NCBI's taxonomy places the organism in Eukaryota, Fungi, Glomeromycota, Glomeromycetes, Diversisporales, Gigasporaceae.